Molecule: messenger RNA, 1542 nt
Organism: Eublepharis macularius
Lineage: Eukaryota; Metazoa; Chordata; Lepidosauria; Squamata; Eublepharidae
Gene: SHISA7
Product: shisa family member 7
Exons: 5
Coding region: 1-1542 (513 amino acids)
Biological process (GO): regulation of short-term neuronal synaptic plasticity; regulation of AMPA receptor activity
Cellular component (GO): AMPA glutamate receptor complex; postsynaptic membrane; dendritic spine membrane
Source: RefSeq, a predicted model, not a curated record
AUGUACCACUUGCUACCAGUACUGAUUUAUGCAGCUCUUGAAUCCCUGGCUGGACAUCCAGCAUUGGCUGUCUUUCAGGCACCUCAUCACACAAACCAGAGCUGGGUGCUGCCCACCUUUUUGGCCCACCUCAAGCGCUUGGCAUCCUCAAACAUUACCACCACUGUGAUCACUAGCAAGGUCCGGGCCUCCGAGAUGUGCCAAGGCUAUUACGAUGUCAUGGGGCAGUACGAUGCUGCCUUCAACUGCACCACAGGGGGUUACCGGUUCUGCUGUGGCACCUGCCACUACCGUUUCUGCUGCGAUGACCGGUCCAGGAGGCUGGAGCAAGGGAAGUGUCCUGAGAGUCCACCAUGGAUCACCACCCCAGCUACCGGCACAUCCACAAAGGGACCUGAAGCACCAAAUGGGAACAAGCAAACUGGCAACAGCACCGUGUAUGUGAUCUGUGGUGUCAUUAGCUUCACCUUAGCUGUGGGAGUUGGGCUCAAAUUCUUCUUCAGCAAAGCCUCAAGGAGGCCCCAUGGAAGAGAAAUCAAUGUGCCCAGGGCUCUGGUCGACAUUCUCAGGCAUCAAGCGGGAAGCAGCUCGUGCUCUGAACGCAACAACAGCCUGGUCAUUAACUCAAACUUCCAAGACAAUGGUUCGGCUCGCCCCCCCAAGAACCUGUACAGUACAGUGAAACCUUCCAAAAGCAGCCAUGAUAACAUGCAUCACAAUUACAUGCAUUUGAACUCCAACAGCCCCAAGCACCACACAGCCACUUUGGACUGGCAUAUGAACCACACACCCAGCCACUCCACUGGGAAGUACAACACCCUCAGCUGCUCCCGUUCCUUCCACAACCUCUCCCAUCUGCCACCAUCUUACGAGACAGCUGUCAAGUCAGAGCUCAACCGCUAUUCCUCACUCAAGCGCUUGGCAGCUGAGAAGGACUUGGAUGAAUUCUAUGUCAAGCGGAAGCAUCUUGUCGAAUUGACACGAGGGACACUGCCUUUACAUGCUAUGAAGAUGAACUAUGAUAGGGAUGGCUACGCUGAGAAAUCACAAAAUCCACGACGUGUCAUGUCCCAGGAGCACAUCCUUUCUGAUGGUGGUGGAGGAGGGGGAAGCUACCGUCCAUCACACUAUGACUACACUAUUCCACGAGAACGUGUAAUCUCUCAUGAACGCCUCCUCUCCCGUGAAAACUUGCAUUCACAGGAGCGCUUGCUUUCACCUGAGCGUCUCCAUCAAGGCACAGGUCCCUUCCAGGAUAUGCAUCUGAGCCAUCAGAAGGCCCUCUCUCAAACCAACGUCUGUGCCAGCAGUACCCCCAUGCUUGACCACCAUCACAUGAUGAAUAUGAACUCUCAUCCUCCUUCCAACAACUCCCCCAAGACAACGGCUCCUUGGGAGGCCAGUGCUAACCAAGGUGCCGCCAGCCGGCGCCAGGGCUUUGCGGCCAAGCGGCAAAGCACCAUUGACCAACUCCAAUACAUCCCUGGGCACCACCCAGGCCAGCACAUCCAUACUGGCAGCAAGAAUGAGGUCACUGUGUGA